This is a messenger RNA of Passer domesticus (house sparrow), 20473 nucleotides long. RefSeq names its product KIAA1958 ortholog. The transcript has 5 exons. The record is from RefSeq and is a predicted model, not a curated record. Bases 3600 to 5798 code for a protein of 732 amino acids. Lineage: Eukaryota; Metazoa; Chordata; Aves; Passeriformes; Passeridae.
GGGUGGAACUGGAAGGCUUUCCGUAUCCUUUCGUUCUUCGCCGUGUGUGUGAAAUUUUGCUUUGGUCUCCUGCCAGUUGCACUCAAAUCAGUGGAGCUUUGCCUCCAUCUCAUUUUCUGGAGUGCUGUGUCCAGUUCGGGGCUCCUCAGGACAAGAGAGGCAGGGAGCUACUGGAGUCAGUCCAGUGGAGGAGCACGAAGGUGAUUCGGGGCCUGGAGCACGUCUCUUCUGAGGGCAGACUGCGGGAGCUGGGCCUGUGCAGUCCAGAGAUGCCCGAGAGGGGAUCUCCUUAAGGCCUAUGAAUAUCUCUAAGUGGAUGGCAAGUUUGUGGCACCAGACUCUUUUCAGUGGUGCCCAGAGGCAGAAUAAGGAGCAGUGGCCAUAAACUAAACCACAAGAAUUCCACUGAAACGUGACAAUGAACUUUGUGUUGAGGGUGGCAGAGCACUGGAACAGGCUGCCCAUGGAGGCUGUGUCAUCUGCUCUAGAUCACCGUGCCUUGACAGAGUGGUUGGAGUAGAAAAUCUCCAAAGGUCCCUUGCAACACUAAUGAUUCUGUGACUCCCUGUUUAUUAGAUAGCCUGCAGUAGGAUCGUGUGUCUUUCUUCCACCCAGCCACACCUGUCCUGUCCUUCAUCCUCUCCCCUAGUACCUCUCUUAUUUUCACAAUAACUUUGAGGUCAGCCCUUGCCUCCAUGCUCUGCACUUGUAACUUUUCCUCAUCCUCCCUCUGCUGCCCAAUGAAGACUUUGACUUCCUCCUGUCCUUGCCAUGCUGACCACCAUGCGACCUGUUACUGUGGUGCUGCACUGCUGUCUGAGUUUCUCUGCUCCCCCGGCUAGGGGAGGAGACCGCACCGGCCGAGCUGUGGCACAGCAGCUGACAGCAAGGGAGUACUUCCCAGAUGCACCAGGAGCGUCCGGGGAGCACCUCAGCAAGAGGCAGCAGUGGGCAGCAGGAAGGUGAAGUGAGGAAUGAAAAGAGGGACUCUUCUCGGGGGCAAAGUCCGGAAGUUUAUUGUCUCCAGGGGAGCCAGCCCAGAAAAGACCAAGAGCAAGGGAAUACCUAGCAUGACCAGUGCACAGCUUGACUGCCAUAGCAACACACCUAGACUGUAAGCCUCGUGCUGUGGUGUCCUCCAUGGAAGUGAGCCAUAGUGACUGUAUGGAGAGAGCUGCCACUUUCACCUAUGUUCACAGGUACCUGCAGGAGAGACACCUGGGCAUCAUGGUUCAGCCAUCUUCCCCUUGAGUGUUUGUUUUGUUUAUUGGUUGGGGUUUUUUUCCUCUCUCUCUCCAGUAUGUAAUAGGGGAACUGAAGUGAUGGGGCUUUUUGCUGUAUCAGGAGGGUCAGUUUAGCUCCUGGAAGGGUUUUUUUAGCAUGAAGGGCAGAAAGCAUUUGAACAGGCGCUGCAGAAAGUGGAAGGCUCGAGCGCUGGGUUUCAGCAGUGCUGCCUGCGCGGUAUCCCCGCAGCUUGCCGCACCUCACUCCGGGUGCUGAGCAGGGGAGCACGGCUUUACCAGGGGCUGAGCACCCUUGCAUCUGUGCUUGCACUCCAGUGCUCUGCCCUGCAGAAACUCCACGGUCCUGGGGAGCAAGGGGAGGGCACCCCUCUGCUCUCCCAAAUACCCUUCCCUCUGGUGGUGCAGCAUUCACCCAGAGCUGGCUCCUGACCCUGCAGCUUCUCGCAGGAGAACGUGGAGCACCCUUCUCUUUGAGGAGCUACUCCUGGUAUUAAUGUUGGUACCUCGCCCACCGGCCUUGUGACUUGCUUAAGGCCGCCGUGCCGUGCUGCAGCGGCGGCUGCCCCGCUGGCCCUGCGCCCUGCACCCAGCCGGUGCCUCCCUGCGCCUCCCGCCAGCCCCAGCCCGCUGCGGGCUGCAGCCACCGAGGGCAGGAGGAAAUGCAGCCAUGCGGAGCGAGGUGGCGAGCAAGGUGCUCGUGAGCACUGUCAGCCGGGCCCUGAGUGUCCUGGCGACAGGGAGAUGAUCUUUCAGGCCCGCAAUCGGCUCUGAAAAACACCAUCAUGUGUGCAGAAAUGUUUUGGGUUUUUUUUAGAAAAGCAUUGCUUCUUCUUUUUCAGAAUUGUUUUAUGUCAAGUUGAAGGGCAACUAAGAAUGCUGACCUGCUUUUCUAGGAGUGUCAAAAUAAGGAUAAGUCCAGGGCAGAGGAGGCAAACUUUCCUGUUCCUUUCUGGUGGAAAUACUCCUUGAGCAGUCACUCUAGGACCGUUCUGCCAGGGACAGUGUUAGUUGCUCGGGCUGCCAGUGAGGGUUAUUCUUUAGGGACUGACAGAACAGACCUAAGUAUUUUUGAUACUGAAGACACCUAAGAGACUUUCAACAGCAUUUUAAGGGGUAUUCCACUUGAUUGGCUUUGUAAAUUGCAAAAGCUUUUCUUUAUUGCAAAAGCUUUCCUUUAUUGGAAAAGCUUUCCUGUACAGUUAAAUGUGCAUGAUCACUGUGGUAAAGUAAAAUGCUGAUCGAGUUGAUGUGUUUAAACAGAAUUCUCUGUAUUUUAAGUAGAAUUCUCUAUAUCUUUAAGCUCUGAGGCUUGAAGCAGAAUUUGCUGCCCCUAUCCCUGCCUUUGAUCUCUGAUCCAAAUGGAAGUUGAUGGUAUCAUUCUCUCCUUUAACCCCUCUUUUUAAUGUAAAAAGAUGCUAUCAGGUGGGUUAAGCAGAUGUUGCCCAAUGUUUAUGGAAAGCUUUUGUAUUUUAUGACCUGCCUGGCAAUUGUCUGAGAAGAUGACGUCUUCUUUGACACUCAAUCUGAAGUUCUGCACGUUCUGAACUGAACUUUGCUUGAAACGGAGUAGGGGACAUCUCCCCAAACGACCAGCAGGGACCACUAGAGACCCCCGAAGAGGCCUACGCAGGUGCAGUGACACGUACUGCAUACGGUUGCACAAUUAUGCAGUAGGCACGAGUAACUGUGUAUUAGAUAGGCAGGUUUGUGUAGAUUUCAGUGUGUGAAUUCUCUCACAUUUUAAUCCUUAAUCGGCUUGAUUUGUGAAAAAUCUCUGCUUUGCAUCGCGGGCAGGAUAAACAAUAUCUCCUUUCUAAAUCCUUUGUUCGUGUUUAGAGAGUUCUGAAAGUUGGCAACAAAAACCGUAAAUUGAUUUACAGUUUAGAAACCUUUGCAGAAGAAUUAAUUUAUUGGAGGUGCUGCCCUAGCAUUCAAAGAGGAGAAGAAAUUAAGCAGAUCCCAGCAGGAAGGAGCAGAUGCAGCCAAGGCUGAGACAGAAUCUGCUGCAGCCACGCCAUCGGGUCCUGUUGCAGAGACGUUCUGAGUUAUUCAAGGGGCAGUGACUGAAGAGUAUGUGAGAAGCACUCAGGGUGUCUUUCAGUUUGAGCUCUCUGGCGAUGGUGGAGGCACUUGGUAUAUUGACCUGAAGACCAAGGGUGGGAGCGCUGGCUUCGGAAAGCCUCCUGUGACAGCUGAUGUGGUUAUGAGCAUGUCGAGUGCCGACUUUGUGAAGAUGUUCACAGGUGAGAAGUAAAUAUGAGCUUGGAAACACAUGAACAUCAGUGCCAGGACCCUGUAAUCUGAACUGUGUCUUCAGCUGACUUCCCAACAGCCAGGCGCUGUUGAUCCUGUACCAUGGAGGACUGCCUUCACACCUCCUCCGAAAAUCUCUCCAAGCUGGUGAGCUGGGCCCACAGCCAUGGGACCAUCUGCAGCCUCAUCCCCAACCUCAAGCACCUGCUUUCCGAGGGGGCCCACGGCAACCUGACAGCCAUAUGGGGCUGUAGUGCUGGCCAUGCCUACCAUUGGCCCCUGGCCGCCACUUGCCGGGCUGGCUCCCAGGAGCGUGUCUGCUUCCAGGACACCCGCAGCUUCAACUCAGACAGCCCCAGCAUGCUGGGGGUGCCAUCAGAGGCUCAGGCCAGCCCCCUGGAGCGCUACCCAGGCCGGCCAGGGAAGGCCAAGCUGGAUUGCACCCGCACUCGUGACUCCUGUGACUUCUCCUACUGCAGUGAGCCAUCAGAGCUGGGCGAGCCUGUGGAGGAGUAUGAGGAUGAGGCCACCCUCUUCGACAUGGUCUGUGAGUCCUCUGUCACCGAUGAGGACAGUGACUUUGAGCCACACUCGCACCGUGCUCCCACUGGCCCCCGCAAGCGGCCGGCUGCCACGGCCCAGGCCCAGGCGCAGCCCGCAGACGAGGGCGGCAGUGACGUGCUCCUCAAGAAGAUCAAGCAGGAGCUCCCUGAGGACUACUAUAUAGUGGCCAAUGCGGAGCUGACAGCCGGCACUGAUGGGCCGGCCCUGGCUCUGACACAGAUGUCCAAGCCCAAGCUGCAGCCCCCGGCUGGGCCCUCCUGCCUGGGACCCACCAGAACCGUGCCCCAGCCGGCCGCAGGCCCUGACCUCGACCCGCAGCGCCCCUGCGCCUCCCCGCCUGGCCCACCCCGCGUGGCCACGCAGCGGCCACCCCGGGGACCCAUCGCCUCCCCGGCACGGGGGGCAGGCGGUGGCCCUGUGGCUGCCCUGCAGGUGCCAGCCACCAGCUCCAAUGCCAUCACCACCGCUGGGAAACCCAUCAGCAUCCCCCUGUCAGCCCUGCAGCUGCCUGGUCAGGAGGAGCCACCGGCGGCUGCUGAAGAAACCCUUCCGUCCAUCCCACAGCUGGCCACGGGUGGUGAGGUGGCCAGCUCGCCCUCAGUGGGCACCGAGCCUGAGGUCAGCUCCAGCCAGCAGCAGCCCCACGCAGCGCCCACCAUCACGCCUGAGGCAGCAGCACAGCUGAUGCCAGACCAGGAUGAGAGAGCAGCAGAGCUUAGCAGGGAGCAGAAUGAGAAGACCAUUCGCAGCACGCAGACGGCUCUCCGCAAUUUCCGAGAAUUCCUCAUUUCCAAGUACCCCUCUGAGACCCGUGAGAUCUAUGUCAUCCCCUGCAAGGAGCUUGAUGCCUAUCUUGCCUCCUUCUUUGUGGACGCCAGACAAAAGGAUGGGUCUGAAUAUGAGCCAAACAGUCUCGCCAACUAUCAGUGUGGACUGGAGCGGUACCUCAAAGAGCACAGGUAUGGAUACAGUAUUACAAGGGAUAAGGAGUUCAAGAGGUCCCAGGAAGCUCUAAAGCAAAAGCAGAUAGAGCUGAGGUGUAAAGGCAAAGGAAACAAGCCACACAAAUCCAUGAAGCUCACCUUUGCUGAUGAGCUUAUCCUGCGCAAAAGAGGCUUAUUGAGCAGAUACAAUCCUGAAGGGCUUCUGAACCUAGUGUGGCUGAACAACACUAAGGCAUUUGGACACUGCACGGGUUUCCAUGGGUCCACCCUCAAGUGGGGGGACAUCCGGCUGCGGGUGACAGAGACUGGGUUGGAGUACCUGGAGUGGAUGGGGCCAGACAACGGGGAUGUGAGUACCAAGAGCAAGAGAGGCGGGACGGACUCGCGGGUGUACGCCACCCAGCACGCCCCGCAGACCUGCCCCGUGCAGGACUACAAGGAGUACGCCCAGCGGCGCCCUCCGGCCAUGCGCUACGAGGAUGCGCCGUUUUACCUGUCCAUCAAACCCGUUGUCAACUUGGCUGCACUUCACUGGUACAAUUGCCAAGCUCUGGGGAAAAACAAGCUUGCCAAGAUGGUGAAGACAAUGUGUGAGAAAGGGAACAUCCCUGGCCGCAAGACCAACUUCAGCGUCUACCAGAGCUGCAGCACCCUCUCUGAAGCUCAGAGCAACCAGCUGGUGCUGAUCUGCAAUAACUUGAGCCAGCAGGCUGCCCAGUCCAUGGCAAGCCACUCCAAUACUGGCAACUUCAUAGUGUCAGCAUCCUAUGACUCGUCAUCUGACACGGCUUGAAAGAACACUGAACAUUUUUUUCUUUUCCUUUCUGUUUCAAGCAUUGAAUUUGUGCUCAAUAAUACACAUCAGCUGUGAUUGUACACUAUUCCCCCUCUCAGCCCUCUCUCCAGUGUUAAUUCACUUUAUAAGAAUAUAUAAACAUAUAAUAUAUUUUUCUUUCUACAAAUAAGUCAACAGAAAUAGUUUAGUAUUACUAACAGUAUUUAUAGUGUUAAUGCAAAAAUGAAAGGUACUUAUGGGUUAUAAUACAAAUGCAGAUUUUAAAAGGAUAGAAAUGGUUCUCAGGCAACACAAGAUAGACUGAAAAUACCAUUUUUAACAUGCACACAUUAAUAAGUCCCCAGGGAGGCUUACGUAGCAAUUCUGUUCUAAAGCAUUUUUUCAACUUAGUAUUGUAACAUGACCUCCCACAAUGGAGGAGACAAACUUAACAUUGGCUGCUGCUUUUUACCUGCUAACUUAUUCUUGAUCAACAAGACCAAGAAAUAAGAAAUACACCAAUGUAAGUUCACAAAACUAUUUACAGCAUAUUUUGUCUGUUUUUAUUAUAUUUCCUGAGGCUCAUUUACACUACAAAAAUCCUGAAGUCAGCUAAAUGCCAUUUUUAACUUUUAGGUAUGUUGAUUUUCUGGGAUCAAAAUGUUGCUGGUGUUUAGGUUAAAAUGUAUUGUUUUCAAAAAUAUGCAAAGGUAUAAUGGCAAAACCAUUGUCAUACAUAAUUUUACCUCUUUAAGCAUAGGUUGUUAGUAUUUUAUUGGUGUGUGUAUGUGAUGUAAAAUCUAUUGACAUAGAGCACUCUUUCAGUAUUCUGGGAAAACGAACAGUACAAAAAAAUCUGCAAUCUUACCCCAGCUGUACAGAACAAUGGCAUCAACUACGUCCCAAGCCAUCCUUUGAAAUACACAGAACAAUAGAGAGUGUAAUGAUAUUUCUACAGAAAUUUUUAAAAUAAAUUCUACAGAGAGGUAAAAAGCUGGAUAGUUUUAAGUGCUGGAAUACAAAUUUAACUUAGCUACACAUCAUUUGUUUCCAUUGCAGAUGAUGGAAAAUGUGCACAUGAAUCCAUAGCCUUGAUAAAGCAAGUUCUACUGGUCUACUUUGUAAUGUACUUGUUCUACUACAAGUAUGGGAGAAACACUAACAAAUUCACUACUUCAGUGAACAGUUAUAAUUCUUGACACUUAAAAUUAGGAACAGUACUUUUCAAGUAAAUAAACUUAGUUUAAGUUCCACAAGGAUGUGCUAGGGCUAGGGUGAGGCUUUAGAAAAGUCUGCUGGGGUAAUUGAGUGCCUGCUGAAGUCAGUGAAAGAGACAGCCUUGGCUGAUUUCCUCCAGGUAUUGGACCAAACGGCCUUUGGAGAGGCUUUCUUGUUUUGCAGUUUUUAAUUGUUAUGUUUCUUUGUGCUUGUUUGUCUGUAUUUCUUCACAUUCCUGAAUAUCCUUCAAAUUCUUUAGAUCUGCAACUGUGCAAUGACUUUAAUCAUCACUUAUUCCAAAGAAGAGGUGGAAGAAAGGUAGCAAAUACAAACAGAAGUAACCCACCUAGCACCUAUAACCUUUUGUUUCUGUGUUCCUAGAAUGAAAUGUUCCUGUGUGAGAGGGAGAUGGCAGAGUGUCUGCACCUCACUUAAGCCUUACUGAAGGUGUGUUUUGGGGAUGAAACAGGUAGCAGAUGUGGCACUGAAAAGUCUAAGGGCAGAGAUUUCCACUAUAAUAAAUAUCUGUCCUCCCAGGAAGCUUGAUGCAGGUGACACAACCUGGCUGUGAUCUCCUUUUUUUCCCACAUGUAGUGAGGCUGGUAAAAAGUCUGGUCUUCUGUGUCUGACACUCCAUAGUAGUGUAGCCACCAGUUCUACAGUCUUCCAUUUAUGAUCUGCUGUCUCUCAGGGUAGGCAGUGGAUUGGUGGGCACAAGCAGUUGUUCAUAUUGUAGAGCCCUCCUUUUGUAACUUGGCUUUGGGACUUGAGGCCAAUUAUGACUCUACUGAAGUGGUUGCAAAAUUUGUCUGUGACUUUCUGACUUGUCAGUGAAGGAGACAGAAGCCCUGAGAGAUUUCAGGUGAAGCCAGAAAGACAGCUGCCCAGCUUCCAUAUGAGGCCAGACAUCUGAUUGCUGUUUGUACUGCCUUGCCUUUUCACAGCAGUGCUUUUAAUGUGAUAUUGUGAAAAAGCAAGACCAGUGUUGCUCUGGGAUUUCUUUACUGUUGUCCACUGAGGACUCAUGCAGCAGUGCUUAGUAUGUGCUGGAGUGUGAGCAUUCUGUGCCAAGGAUCUCUCUCAAACUGCCAGGUGAGAGCUCAGCCAUGGAGCUGACCUCUAGGGAAGUCUGGUUUCUCUUUCUCCCCACUGGUACUCAUGUAACACUUCCCAGUGACAGCUAUUGCAGUAUCUGACAUAGUUCCCUAGAUUUCCUUUCCUGUUCUGCAGUGAGGGGAUGGGUAUCAGCUGACCUUUGUGGGGCAGCAGAUCUCUGUUUCCCACCUCUCCUCCGCUGCCCAGCACACCCUUUGCUCUGAGGAGGCUGGUCCCUGGCUGUACAUGUGCUGUGCUGCAAGCAGCACUUUGAAGUGUUGCUUCACAUCAGUGCUGUAAUUCAGCCUUAACACAGAUCUCAGAAGAAAGAAGACUGGCACUCCUGGGUUUUGAGCUGAGAGGUCAAAAGAAGCAUUUCCCAUUACUUUUUUCUGAUUCUACAUGCUGUCUAAAUUGUUGAUUACCACAGUAUUAGGAUGGUUUGUGCUGAUGUCCAGCAGCAGUGAGGCAGCAUCUCUGGUACCCUUCACUUAAUGGGGCACAUGAGCAACCUUUGCUUGCCAGGUUAGGGAACAAGCAUUGAAAUGUGUGUGCUUAUUGUGAUAGCCUCAAUAUUAUCACGAGGGAGACCAGGGCCCAACUGGAAUUAAAUCUGGCCAAGGACAUCAAGGACAACAAGAAUGAUGUCUGCAAAUACAUCAACAACAGAAGGAAAAGGAAGGAUAAUAUGGGCCUGUUACUAAAUGAAGGAGGGACCCUGGAAACAGAGGACGUAGAGAAGGUGAAAUUACUGAACACUGCCUUUGCAAUGGUCUUCACUAGCAGCACCAGCCCUCAGGGAUCUCUGACCCAGGAGACCAGGAUAAAGGAAUGUUGGAAGGGAGACUUUCCCUUGGUCAAGGGGGGAAAAGUGUUGGAGAACACCUAGACUUCCACAAGUCCAUGGACCCUGACGGGAUGCAUCCACAGGUGCUUAGAGACUUGGUGGACACCAUAGCUGAGGCUGCUCAUGAUCACCUUUGAAAGGUCCUGGAGAGGUGCCUGUGGAUCAAAGAAAGCAAAUGUUACCCCAGUGUUCAAAAGGAAAAAAAUGGAGCCCAGGAAAUUACUGUCCAAUAAGCUACACCCCAAUCCCUGGAAAGGUGAGGAAGUGCCUCAUUCUGGAGGGCACUUCUGUCCAUAGGAGAAGAUGAUCAGGAUAGUCAACAUGGAUACACUAAAAGUAAAUCAUGUUUGACCAACCUGAUUUGCCUUUUACAAUUAAACAGCUAUGUGGAAGGAUGAGAGGAGAGCAGCAAUCUUGUCUACCUCAACUUCAGUGAGGCUUUCAACACUGUCUCUCAUAGGCAAACUCAGGAAGAGUAGACACAGUAGGACAGGGAGGUGAAUUGAGAACUGGCUGAACAGCAGAUCUCAGGGUCACAAUCAGUGGCACAGGUUCUAGUUGGAGGCCUGUCACUGGUGGUGUUUCCCACCAAUAGUGGACCCAGUCUUGUUUAAUUUUUCCACCAAUGACUUGGAUGAAGGGGCAGAGGCCUGCUCAGCAAUUUCCUGACAACACAAAGCUGCGAGGAGUGGCCGAUAGCCCAGAGGGCUGAGCAGCCCUUCAGAAGGACCUCAGCAGCCUGGAGAGAUGGGCACAGAGGAACCUUCUGAAAUUCAGCAAAGGCAAGUGCAGGGUCCUGCACCUGGGGAGGAACAACCCCAGGCACCAGCACAGCCUGGGGGUGACCUGCUGGGGAGCAGCUCUGCAGAGAGGGAGCUGGUGGACAAGAAGCUCUCCAUGAGCCAGCAGUGUGUCCUGGUGGCCAAGAAGGCCAGUGACAUCCUGGGGUGCACUAUGAAGAGCAUUGUCAGCAGUUUGAGGCAGAUGACCCUGCCCCUCAACUCAGCCCUGGUGCAGCCUCACCUGGAAUGCUGUGUCCAGUUCUGGGCUCCUCAGUACAAAAGAGACAUGGAGCUCUGGAGCAGGUCCAGUAGAGGGCAACAAAGAUGAUUAAGGGAAUGGAGCAUCUCUCUAAUCAAGCACAGGAACAGAUUGCCCAGGAAGACUCACCCUCACUGGAGAUAUGCAAGAAUUACAUAGAAACAAUCCUGUGCUGCGUGCUUUAGGAUGACCCUGCUUGAACAUGGGGCUUGAAACAGAUGACACACUGUGGCUCCUUCCAAACUUACCCAUACUCUGAUUCUGUGUAUAUAGGAAUAGUUUUGUUCUGCUUUGUGAUAUCUGUAGUAGCUCCAGCAGUAAUGAUGGCAGACUGACUUGGUAAGUUCUGAUGGGGCAGCCCCACUCAGACUAUUUGUUGAAGAAGUUAAACACAUAUGGACAGAAUAUGAUACCCAAGUAACAUAGUACAAAAAUAAACUUCAUUGUUUUGAAGGGUAUUUAAUACAACCUAUUAUUCAGUCUUUAUUUGGGGACAUUUAAAGGAAUUGAGUGGCCACAGUUUGUCUAACAUUUGUAUUAAGGCUGUGAAAGGUUAUUAAUUGUCUAGGAGGGAGAUUUUGUGUUUAAGCUGCUCUCCUGGUUUUGUCUAAUACUCGUAGGAGAGUGCAUAUCCUAAUCUCUUUAAUUUUGAUGAGAGAGGACAACCAGUUAUUUGCAGAUUUGACUGGGGGUAUCACACCCUUUGGCAGCAGGGUAGAAGCUCACAAUGAUGGUGUGCACCUUUCCUGGUGCUAAGAUACAGCAGCGUGGCCAUAGGCUAGUGCUGCCAAGUCUUACCAUCCUAUCCCUCUGCCUACAUGAAGAACUGUGGUCUCCAGCCUUGUCUCUUGUUACUGAACACCUUUUACCAUGAACUCAAGGACAGCUGGCAAAACACUCUCCUGCUCCUGUCCAGCACAGGCUGUGUUAUGGUUGUUGGGUGCAGUGGCUACAGUGAGGCACUGCAGGUGGGUGGCUGCACUUCAGACUACAUCAUACUCCAAUGUAAAAGCUGAGCUUUUGCCCCGUAGUGAGGCUGUGAUUUCCUUAAGAUGAGGAUAGCUGGCUCUAAAAUGGGGCUUGCUUUUCUCCUUUCUUUUUCCUUCCUUUUUUUCCUGCCACUCACAUUUCUUCAACUUGGUGUUAGACCUUGUCACUGAGAGAUUUCAAUGCAGCUCCCCAGCAGAAAAUACAGCAAAAAAAAAGUGGGAAGUCAGAUAAUUUUCUGUAAUUCUGUACUGAGCUGAAUCUGCUGAAAAAUUGAGGUGCAGACCCCAUUGGAGAGACAGAGAAUGGUGUUCAUCUACCAGCAUCACGGAGUCAUUAACCUGGCUCAGCUUCUGCAUCUCAUUAGAAACCCAUCAAAAGGAUAAUGCAGAUUCAGACCCUUCGGGUCAUUUGUAGAUGUAUUAGAUGCCUUCAGAAUUAUCUACUGGCUUUUGGGAGAUUUGCUCAGUGCUAUCAAGAGCAAAAUUUGGCCUUGAACUUAAGAUAAGAGGCUGAGUGCCAAAGCACAUGCCUACACAGUGCAAAGGGGUCUGCACUAAUGUUAGUGCUGACUUUCCCACGUGGCCUUCUUAGGACACCACAAUAAGAGUCUAACAUGGGGAUUAUAUGUGGAUGUCACUGGACUGAUCUGGAUGCAACUGUGCACAAUACAUGCAUUUGGAUCUGUUCACAUGAUUGCACAUGUAGAUGGGCAGAGCUGUGGACACUUUGGACGGUGUCAGCUCUGAUUUUUUAGUCAUCCAUGCAUGUAUUUAUGAUGCUGUGGUUUUGCACAAUGUUAUGUCUUCAUGCAGUUAGUUGAAACUGAAGUCUGUGAUGCCUGGGUGUCACAAACUGCCUGUUUUAUUUUCAAAAAUGUAUUUAUGCAACAAAAUAUGUUUUUAAGUGCAGGAGAAUGAAAUACUAUCAUGAGCUACAUUGUAAACUAAAUUCCAAGGGAUAUCUAAAAUAACAGCACAUACCUUGUUCACUUGCAUAAUGCAAUAAUUCUAUGAUAGCAGCAUCGGGGCUACUGACAUAGAGUAUAAUCUAACAAUAGAAUCUGUGUCCCUGCACAUUCUCCUUUAUGAAGAGUAUCAACAUUUUCAAGCUCUUUUUAGAAGUUGCUAUGGACUGAUACUCAGUCUCUACAACAUUGUUACCCUCUUAGAAAGCUCUGUAGAGAAUGACAGUCAAGCAAUGUUGUACUGUUGUGUGUUUGUGUCUUAGAUGUUUGUGACCAAAUCUUGUUCUGCUGUUUGCGCAAGUGAUGUGGGGUGGUAAGACGGGGAUCAGAAAGAGCAGGUGCUGUGUCACUCUAGAGACCAGGCUGCCCUAAGGACUGAGACAGCCUUAAAGGAAACUGAGAUUCCUGUUGCACUAGGUUUCUUCCUGUUCAGCUCAUAUGUUACCCUUUCUUGUCAUCAUGUCUGUGUACAUCCCAUAAGUGAAUUGACUGACCUGACUAGCACAUGUAGUGCAUGAGCUGAUCAUUCCAUCUGACAGCUGCAAAUUACUGUAAUUGACUGAUCUUCCCCAACCCCAACAGCUCCACUCCUCUCAUCAUUCCUGAUCUUCAAAUAUUCCUCCUUCCUCGUGUCUGCACCAUGGGGCAGGGGGACCACUUUGUGCAGGGCUGGUCUUGGCUGGGAGCCCUGCCCAUCAAGUGACCUUGUACUUUGGGGAUAAUGUGCUCAGGGCAGACCACCUCGCAUGGGAUAUGUGGGGUUAUGGGAUACUGUGUGUGAGCACUCUGGAGGCUCACAUCUCACAUGCUGGAAGCACUCUCCUUCCCUCUUCAUGUCAUGAAAUGAGAUUAAAUUUACGCCUGUGUGGAGGACCAGGCCCAAGUCUGUGUGCUGUGUAGACCUCCACUGACAUUAUGGACUUGGAAAUACGACUGAGAUGACUGGUCCUCAACAGUAUGCAACUUUUGGACUCCCUCUAUCAUGGAGAGGAGUUCAGCUCAAGGUAUGAACAACAGGCAUUGAGACCCAUCCAGCUCCCUGAACUUCCAGAAGCAGCAUGAAAAAAAGAGAACCUACAGGAUGCAGAAUUGUCAUUUUAUUUGCCUGAAAUGAACCAGUUCAUCCCUCUGGGUUAGUGUAGAGACUCUAUGAAACAUGCUGGGAAAUGGGUUUGCUCUUUUUAAUGAGGGUUCUUUGCUAAACCAUGGAGAGAUGGCUUCUCUGCUGUCCUUGUUCUUAAGGUGCAGGAUGUAUUUUCUCUUAUUUCUCUGCUUUCCUGUGUGUGCUGAAUCUACACUCAGUGCUGAGGGACAGUGGAGAGAGGAGACCAUCCAUUGUAAAGUAUGGCUAUAUUCCUAGCCAGAAGCUCGGUGCUACGCUUUCUGUUGAUGGUCCCCAUGCUCUGAGCCAUGUCUUGGUGGUUGUGGACCAUAAUAGCUGGUGUCUUCCAGCUGUCUGUAUGCUCUGUGCAGAGCCAACAUGAAGGUUGCAGCACGAUUCUCCAAAAACAGAGAGCCCAAGGGCAGCUUUUCAAGGACACCCCUAUCAGCUGAGCAUCUGCAAGCCAAGAAGAGAGAAGGCCUUAAGCACAAUUAAAUGAUGAUACUUUCCAAAGGACAACAUGUGAAAAACACAUGAGCUGUGCUUGAUCUCUUCAAGGGUUUUGGAAAGCUAAGGGCCCCCAGGGACAUCAGUGCUUCACAUCUUUCACAGGAGCACAAAUACAGCCGGUGAAGGAGUGGCCCUUCUGAGAACACGUCCGCAUUCUCUGAGCCCCUGGUGAGUUGCAUGGUUGCACUGCUUCCAGCUGCACUCCUGCAAACCAGUUCCCAGCCUGUUCCUCCACACUGCACUGUGGCUGUCACCCUGCAAAGCGCUGUUGCCAUUGUUCUCCAGCACCUUGACUCUUCCUGGAAGCAGCAGAGAGGCAUUUUCAGUGGCAAAAUACUUCAAAGCUGUGAAGCCCCACAGCCCAGAGAGUUCUCUGAGUUUGUUGAAAACUUUGAUACUAUCCUCUCAAGUGGAACAUAUUUGAAGCAGUGAUAUCUAAAGCUUUAAUUACUAAACUUACAUGGGAAAAUACGAAUUUGCCACAAAAUUUUCUUGUUAUAUGAACUGAUGGAUCUCUGUCUCAAGAAAUUAAUUUAUUUCCUCUGUUUUCUCUCUCAAUUGGUUAAUGGUAGUUGGCAAUGCAUAGAAAACUCCAUUUAUUUUAUUAUACAAAUGCCACUAAAUUAGUUGUCUGUGCAUUAAAUAAUGGACUUAACUGUUUCAAAGGUACUAGGAUGCUUUUGGCAAAUCUUUUAUUCUUGUGCGCAGCAUUCAUUAGACAGCACUUAUCACUAUCUGAAAAAAGAGAACCAUUUCAUAUUUCAAUCUGAUCUUUUGUAAUUAAAAAAGGUUUCUUUCACUUAAGAUACUGGUAAGGUAGAUGCUAUCUUUGAAAUUCAGUGGGAUAGUUUCAGUUGGAAUGAAAAGAGGUGUUAAGCUCUUCUAAACAAAGCUGUAGCAAUCCAUUAGUGAGUUAUUUUUGGUUACUACUGUUUGAUACAGUCUGUAAACAUCAAGAAAAUAACAGUCAAGUGAAGGAAAAAAAUCAAGAAAAUGCAAAAUAUUUAGGAAAAUAUAGAAGACUAAAUGCUUUAAAAUAAUUAAUUUAACAGGUAUUAUCUUUGCCACUUCAGCUGCUUUUCUUUUUCUUUCAAUUUUUUUUUUCUUCUGAACAAAUAAAACUCUGACAUUCCUCAUACCUAGAAUUUUAUUUGCUUUCUGAAAGUUGUAAUCUUGCUGAGACCGCUCUUGUUACCAUUAUAGCAUGUUCUCAGAUGGCCUAGAUCAUGUGUAGCUUUAUGGUCUGUUCCACAUUGCAUUAUUCCAAUCCUGCUGGGAUUCCUCUUUCUCUUCUACUAUCAUGCAUUUAAUAAACUUCCUAUAUGUAAAUUUCCAGCCUGAAAACAAACCGAUGCAGGAGACAUUGCCUCACCAUCUUCAGUGGUGGAUGCAGAAGGCAGGGAUCAAGACUAAAUGGCUUCAAAUUGAUUUUGAUAACUUUUGUUUAUGGAGACUAAUAUCCUAGUGUCUCUAAGGCUAAAGGUUCACUGAACAAUGAUUGCAGUGUCAGUUGCUUUGUGGAGACCUUUGUUUUCUGCCUGGUGCCUGUCAUUCAGAUCUUGGAAGUUUUGUCUUCUUCAGGAACUUUCUCUGUGAGCAGCUUGAAAGACUGGGUUCCUCUGCGCAAGGCUGGGGGCAUGGAUGCGAAAUGCAGGUGCAGAAGUAUCCAAGGCUUUCAGAGAUGUGCAGACAAAAUGUGAAAUGAAAUGUCUUAAUGAAAUCUGAAAGCUGUCAGGGGAGGAAAUGGUGUGAAUCUGAUUUUGCACCUAUUUAUGGCAGUACCUGCAAGUUGGGUGAUGCUGCUGCCAGAGAGAAUUUGGUGCCACUUCUGCAGAGUGCUGUGAGAAGUGUGCGCCCAUGCCUCUGCUUCCACCAAGCUCGGGCUGUUCCUGCACUUGCCCCCCAAGCACAUGACUAGCCCCACUGGAAAUGAGCCUGAGGUGUGCAGGAGGCAACAUCACUUGGCCAUAGAUGCAUUGUCAUGUUUGUUUUUGUCCAUGUGGCCCAUCCAUCUCAGGAUUCAUCUCGAGAUCUGUCUGGGCAGAAAAACUACUCAAUACUGGAAGAAAAAGAAGAGGCAGAAUAUCCAAGUGUAAUGAAGAGCAGUGGAAAGGCAGUGAAAAAGCCUGGAAACACAAUGGAAGUUUUUGUCCUUUAUUCUAAAGAAGGCAAGCGUAAUUCUUAUCCCUUAAUAUCCUACUUUGAUUUACACCAGAAUUAGAAAAUGUUUUCCAUUUGUUUCAAUUAUCUGCAGGCAUUAACUCUGCCUUUGAAAAGCACUUUUGCUAUGACAACCCUUGGUCUCAUGGUGAGCAGUGCUAGGAGAAACAGCUAACAAGGAUUUUGUCUUUCCCUGCAUGCAAUGUUUAAUCUUUUUAAUCUUUUAAUGUGAAUGUAUUUUUUGCCAUUUUGUAAAUUGACAAGAUUAGCACAGUUUCUUCCAAAACAGCAGUUGACAAACAUAUUUUGCUUAAGUAUAACUAAAUUUCCACCUAACUGUGAAUUCUCCGUAGUAACCAAUUCAUUCUUAGAGUUAAACCUCUAAAAGGUUAACACUCACUGACUUUAACAACUUUUUUUUAAGAACAGUUUGUAAAACUGGUUGUAGGUUUAAAAAAAAAAUUGAUUAUUAAAAAUAUUACACUGUCUUGCAUAAUAAUAAUAACAACAGUAAUUCUAUGCAUUGUGUGAUUCGGUGAUGUUGCUCUUGAAAUUUUGCAUGUCCUCUAGAUGUUCUGACAUUUGUAUGUAUACGUGGUACUUGUAAAAAUCCUAACCAUUGCUGCUAUUAUCACCACCAUUUUAGGUAACUGAAAAUUGUACUAUGAAGCUGUGCCAGUUAGCAGGAUUUUUGUGUGUCACACAAGAACUGCAUUCUGCUGAUCAUUUCUUGGUUUAUGCCAGUAUUUAGUGCCUUUUGUAGAAGGAAUCAAUAUGUUGUGGUAGAUGGGAUGUGCCAAAUUUCUAAUAUCUUGUUUGCACAGAUUAUCACUUACCAGCUUGAAGCUUAAAAAAGGAAGUAAAAGGAAAAAAAAAUAUUUAACUCUCCAUCUUUCUUUCAAAUGUCUUCUCAUUGAUUUUAAUUUGGAAAACCUUUAAUAGAGCUGAAAGGAAGCAAUCUUCUCCUGCCACACCUCCUGCAGCAGCAGUCUACCAACUGUGAGGGAUAUGAGGGAAUGUGUAGCAGCAAAAUGUUCCCAUUGGUAAUGGAUCUAAUGAAUAGCCAGGAAUGCUGAAGUAAUUUUGGAGCAUGGUAAAACACCAUUUAAUUAAAGCAGUCCUCUGAUUACCAUAAGAAACCGUUGGCUCGCAAAGCAGUUGUGAGUCUUAUAAACAAGUGUCAGCCUGGUCAAGUAGUGGAUUCCAGUCUCUGCUCUGCCUCUACGGAAGCCACACAUUGCUGCCAAAUGAGACUUGGAUGAAAGUCAAGCCCAAGAUUUUUGAUCUCUUUCUUUCCAACUGCGCCCAUGGCAGACAAGUCCUGUUUAUCAAAAUUUUGACAUUGCGUUUCUCUUCUACCCUCUGCCUAAAAUCUGGCAAUAUUGCAAAUGCACACAAGCAUAUGCAUUUGUUUUUAUCUUUGUAAGAUUCUGACAGGCUGAAAUUGUAUCAUACUGUACUCAUACAACAAACAGGCAAGAGGGAAAUGUGAGAUACCUCUGGUGGAUUUCCCAAUCACCAGGCAUGGUUCACUGUACCUAGGCUGGUCUUUAAGAUAAUAUUUUCUAUGGAAAAAAGAAGAGACUGGCCACCAGUUUUCCAUCUCUGUUGAGACAUGAAAGCUGUCUUGAAAAGACUUUUCAAAUCAAAAUAACAAGUUAUGAGAAAAACUGCAUGACUGGGGAAAAUAAAGAGUACUGUCUUGGUUUGGAAAUACAGGUGCCUGCUAAGGAAGGCAGGAGGCUCCCCUGAAAUGGAGAAUGUGAAUACCCCACCCCCCCUCCAAAUUGCUAUCAAUUUCAAAUUAAGGGGCUCUCAGGCAACAAAUAUUGAAGCAGGAAAUAACAGUUCUUUAAUAGGGAGGAAAAGAAAAGGAUAAAAUAAAGAAUGCAGUAAACAAAAACAACACUGACAGAGUCAGAACACAACCUGACACCCUGUUGGUCACGGUGUUGGUAGCAGUCCAAUUGGAAAUGUGGCUGCAGUUCUCCUGGAGUGUCAGGUGUGGUUCUGUUGGAGCAGGGAUCCUGUAGAAAAGGGUGUAGUCUUCCUCUCAAGAUCAGUGAAGAAGAAGCAGCUGCUGUUCCUAUGGGAAAUCCAGUGGAGAAAGCCAUGCUGGUGUCCAGAAUCACAAGAUUAUAUCCAGGUUGGAAUGCUUGGCUCCUCCCUCUGGGCCGAGCAUCUCACAAUGGGAUGCUGUAGCUCUUAUCAGUCAUGCAGUGACAUUCCAUAGCAGAUGUCCCCCUGGAGGGAGGAGUGGGUGUGGAAGAGAUAAGGACAAUUGCUCACUUAACAGAAGACAACUGCCAUACAGAUGGCAAAUGGAAUACAUCUUACCAUGCAGUCUGGGACAAGUACAUUGGGUUCAUCCUUAGAAGUAUUGGUCUGAAGUCAUCUCUGUCUGCAAGCAGAAAAUUGACAGGCCUUGUGAUGUAAAACACUUUCAAAAGUUAACGUUUAUGUCAGACUUUUCAAUGUAGUUGUUCCUUUUAGUGAUACCUGGGACAUUUACAAAAGGCAAUAUUAAAGGAAGCAUACAGAAUACACUGAAAAUCAUCCUGUGUAGUAGGUUGCAAGCUGGUCCUCCAAAACCCGAUGAAUUGAAAACCCCAGCUGAAGAUUAAAACCUUCCACAGGUGAUAUAAUAUUGUGAAGCCUUUUGCAGCACCUCAGUUUCUAUCAGUUGCAGGGAAUAUAGGGCUCUCUUCAGAAAUGUUAGGUCCUGUAAUUUUCCUUUAAAAACUGGAAGCUUCGUCAGACUUGCUUUACCAGAGAGGAGCCAGAUGGGACCAGUUACAGUGCAGUUGUCCAUUGUUUUGGUUGUCUAGUAGCCAUUUAUACAUGAAAAUAUGCUUCCACUAAUAUGAGUGAAGAGUUUUCACUCCACAGAGUUCCUGCCUGUGUGGUCCUGACAUUAAACAUUCAAGGCAUGGUCUUACAUCUUAUAUUUCUUCUAUUUAUAAGUAGAUCAGAGUCUCAGUGGUCUCACCAUUGCACUAGUUGUCUUACCAACUUGUCUUUCUAACUUAUAUAUAUUGGCCUAAUUCACCAAAAAAACAGUCAGAUUGUAAUGCAGCAGCUGUUUUUUUCCCAUCUUCUUAUUUUCCAUUGUGAAGCUAGGUAUAUCUGCAUUAUCCCCAGCUUAGAUUUGAGUCAGAAAAGCCAUCAACAUCCUUUAUUCCUAGUUUGCACACUGGAAAUGCAAUAAGGGUUCUAUAGAUGCAGACCUGAUCAGCCUACUGGCUGUAGUAUGUCAGUCUCUAGUUGCAUUUGUUUGCUUUUUGCCACAAUUCAUCAGUUUCAAGAUGCAAAUGAAAUUAUAUUAAUGGUGUGCUGGUUUAGAUACCACCUUCCAAUCACAGUGAUUCCUUCAGUGUGCAUACUGUCAGUCCUGUAAUUACAUUUUGUGUGAUGUGCAUUAUAUUGCAGGACCAGCUUUCCUUUUUCCUUUUAAAUAUAGCUUAGUCUAUGCUGCUGAAAGGAUGCAGGAAAGAAUUAUCUAUCUAAACCCAAGUGGAAUUUGGGACCUACCUUUUUUUAGACCCCCUUGCAAGCCCCAGCUGUAAUCAGCUAUUUAAGGCAGAGAUUUUAGCGUGAGGAGUGCUAUGUAUCAUCCACUCCAAAUGCAGUUGCCUGUACACAGGGCACCUUCUUACACAGAUCUCUUGCUCCUGCAUUUGUGAGAUUAAGUGGACAGAAAUUUCAGGGAGAAGUAAUACUUUGAUCUAUUUUAAUGCAUUAAGCUCUGCAAAUUAAGAAAUCUGGGGUGAAGAUUACUGGCUCAUUUUCUGAAAAUGUGAGCAACAUUGUCAACUAGUCCAUUUUCAAUUAACUGUUUGAGCCCAUUGUCCUCAAAUUACCCUAUUUUUGUACUUGCACAGCACCAGGAGAAAGACAAGCAAAAGGCUUUGUGGCUGUAAAUGGAGAAGGAUUUCAUAACCUACUUUGAACCUCAGAUCAAAUGGUGUUUCCAGGGGUGGUAAUUUUUUUACUCAUCAGCUCAUCAGCUGGAUAAGUUUUGACCCAUGUGAAUGUCAUAUUGCCAUGCCUGCAGCAUAUUUUUAAGAAGCAAACUUCAUACAUUCCUUUGCUGGUGAAGACCAAUAUGGUCAACAAUAUUGUCUGUCACUUGUGUCAGUUAAAAUUUUUUUUGUUGUGAUGUAUUGUUCUUCUUCAAGACACUCCACUAUUUUUUAAUGGGGAUAGACUAAACAAAUGUGUGUUGUACUGUUGUCUGCCAUAAUGUCUUCUUGAAAAAUGUUCUUUAAGUAGAGUACAGAAGUGCCCUCAAUAAGAAGAAGAUAAAAAAAUCAAGAGGGUUUUUUAAGGUGGUAUUUAUUAGUUUUCUCUCUUGCUUAGUUGUCAGAUAAUUAGGCUUUUGAAAAAAAAUGGAUUCUGUUUGUGCUAAUUGGAGUAUGACAUUCACUGUCACUGGUCUGUAAAUUCCAAAAAUAUCCAGAUCUUUAUUGCACUUCACCUCUAUUUUUAUUCUCUUAUGAUAAUCUUUAAGAAGUCUGGUUCUGCUGCAUUAGAGAUUGGUUUCAGUGUCUGUACAAUGUUUGCUACUACUGUAGUGUGACUUCGUUAUUUUUGAUUUUUAAAAUUUGUAUUGGUACAGCCUUAACUUACAGAAAUAAAGACCAUUUAAAAUAAAUCAAAAUAGUCAUUGAUGUCUGUGGUAAAUGCAUGCUUUAUUCACAGUAUUUUGUCUGUAAUUAGGUGUAGCAACCAAGUCUUAUGUAUUUAAUAAAUUGUUUUCUGCAAAA